GGCAGCGGAAGCCUGCGCGGCGCCUGGCGAGAGCCGGCGGCUGGGGCUGCUAUUCGGCAAGUAAGCCAUUUUUCAUGCCAGCACUUUACCUGAAUUGCUUCCCUCCAGGAACAUCUGUCUGAAGACUGAAAAGCGCUUUUUUCUUACGGUUCAGAUGACAUCUGGGGGAGGGGAGACAUCAUGGUGAGUUUGUUGGUGAACCAAAACUACAUGGAAAGCUUGCGGAAGGACAUCACGGACCUCCAAGGGACUGUCAUUAGCGUGUUCUCCCACGCUGGAGCGGUGCGCUUUCCUUCCUGGAAAUUUCCAGAUAAAGUCUCCUGCGACUUGGACUUGGUGGCUUUGAUGGGACAAUAUGACUUUGUGGAGAACGACCCUGAAUUUACGCAGCAUUCACACGUGGUUCUUCUGGAACUAGUGAUCGACAGGCUUCUGUUGCUGCUCCAGAGUGUCACGGGAUACACCGAGAGCCUCAUCAGCGAAGAAGCUGUGCCCUCCUCCCGGGCGAUAGGGCCCUCCAUGUCUAUCGGGCUGACCGUAAGGAAGUACUGGAACAGCAUGCUGAAGCUGGGUGCCCUUUACCAACAGCUGGUGGCCGAGAAAAAAUAUACCAAAGAUGCUUCUAAUCUAAAAAUUUCCUUCCGGGCCACGAAAGCCGAGAACGAGCAUUCGAAAAGCGUUUCUCCCGAGUCGGAUGUGACUUUGCCCACCUUUCAGUCUUCUCCGUUAACCUCUUCCGCCGGCAGCCGGCUGCUGGACAAUGACUUCAGUGCCCGCUUAGAUCCUUUGGUUAGCCUGCCUGGCCGGAGUGUCCACUCCCAGACCAUUGAAAGCUCCCUGGUGCCCUGCGAUGCCUGCGAAAGCACCCAGGUUAGCCUGCAGGAAGUGGGCAAGGCAAUCAUCGACCUCUGCGGCACCUUGAACAUUUCAUCUUCCCUGGGCAAGUUCCUGAAGAUGGUGGAGGAAAGACUCGGGGGCAAGCUGCUGACGGCCGUGGAUGUCGGCUACUGGGCCACCGAGCAGAGCAAGGACCUUUCCCGCAUCAACAAGCACAUCCAGAUGUUGAUGGGACUCAUCAACCCUUUGAAGGGAGAACUGGAGGAGUUUGAGAAGCAGAAGAACGAGCUGAAGAAGCAGCUGGAGAACCUGGACGGUUGUCUGCAGAAGGAGAAGGAGGCCAAGAGGCAACAGAGGGAGGAGACGGAGCAGCUCUUACAAAAGAAGGAGAGGGAAAGCCAGCAACUGACGGCCAAGCUGCAGAAGGCCAAGGAGGACCUCGGAGACCGAGCCGUUUCCCUGGAGAUGAGUCUCUCCACCCUGAAAGAAAAGCUGAAGGUACAGGAAAGCACCAUCCAGGAAUUGGAACAGGCCCGGAAGGACCUGCAGCAGGAGAUGGAGUCCAAGAUGGUGGAUAAGAGCGAAGUAGACCGACGGGAGGAGCAGCUGAAGGCCCUGAGCGGCCAGCUGGAGAGAGUGGAGCAGCAGCUGAACUGGACCACCCUGGAGCUCAACAAAGAGAGGGCCAGAGGGGACAGCAUGCUCCAGCACCAGGAGUCCCUCCAGGCCAAGCAACAGAACCUGAUGCAGCAGCUGGACAGCCUGGACCAGGAAUGCGAGCAGCUGAAGUCCACCGUGGCCGAAGAGGAAGAUGACAACCAGCGGAUGAGGGAGAGGCUGAAGGAGAUCCAGGAAGAAAAGUGGGAGAUUCAAGGCCGGCUGGAGACCCAGAAGGACUUCUGCUGUAGAAUUCAGAAAGCUUGCAAGGUGACCUGCACCGCUCUCUCCACCCAGAAGCUCACCGAGAAACUGAGGCAGGAGAAGCAGACCCUGGAGCAGUCUGCCUCCGAGCUGCAGAGGACCAUCUCGGAGCUGGGAGAGCUGAUCCACGAGAUGAAGGAGAAGGAGAAGCUUUUGGUCUUCUUCCCAGACCUUCACAUCCCCGUCGAGACCCGGUUCGAAAUCUCCGGGAACGUCAUGGAAGACAUGGGGAAACAGCUGCAGGCCAACAACAUCCGCAUCAGCAUCCUGGAGGAAGAGAACGCCCGUCUCCGAAACGCUAUAGCCAGAAUCAAAGAGCCGGCCCAGCAGGAGACACAGAAGUUUGUCCUUCCAACCCAGCUGUGGAUCCGGUCGGCCGAAAAACCGGGGCCUCAAGACGGCGCGAUGCCGCCUCCCGUGGGGUACCCCGGAGCGUCUGGCGUUCAGGGACAGAUUUCCAGGUCUCCGACAAACAGCGGCCCCGCGGCAAGCGCCUCGCGACACAGACCUCCCAACCACCCCGUGUCCUACACUCCUGCCCCGCAGUGGAGUUCCAGCAACCAGCUGCCCAAGGCCCCCUUGGGCCCCGCUCCGUUCAACCUUUUCUACAAGGAGACCGUAAGCAGCCCUUACGCCCAGGCCAAAGGGAAGGGCCGCCAGCCCCCGCCAGGCCACUGUACCCGCAACCACCAGAAAUAAAAAAGAGAAGCGCGCCCAAGGAGGGCUCCAGG
Molecule: messenger RNA, 2489 nt
Organism: Pseudonaja textilis
Lineage: Eukaryota; Metazoa; Chordata; Lepidosauria; Squamata; Elapidae
Gene: CCDC157
Product: coiled-coil domain containing 157
Source: RefSeq, a predicted model, not a curated record